This is a messenger RNA of Acanthaster planci (crown-of-thorns starfish), 2892 nucleotides long. RefSeq lists its product as uncharacterized. The record is from RefSeq and is a predicted model, not a curated record. Lineage: Eukaryota; Metazoa; Echinodermata; Asteroidea; Valvatida; Acanthasteridae. Gene Ontology annotation, cellular component: cytoplasm.
UGGAUAUGAAGAACAUUGGGUAAAAUGCAACUGCUUACUGGGUCAUGGACCGGAAAUAAUAGUGAAUGAGCUUUAAACAGUCAGUCUGUUGACACCCAUUCUGAAUCAGGUACUGUAUGGUACAACAGGUUUCUUGGUAACCAAGGUGUCCACUGUUAUGCUAAUGAAGAUACACUGCUUUCAUCCCUGAAUGGACUGUUCACAGUGGGUGUUUGCUGAGGCAUGCAAACAUAGACUGACCCUCAACUCCUUGACUAUUGAAUGAUAGACUUGGGCCUGUGGCUGCUCGUGUGGACACUACACAGAGUUACACCUACCAUUUUGGAUCUUAUGAACUGUCAUUUUUGAGGAUCUGAACCUGUUUCUUGAAUGUUCUGAGUGAUGCAGAAAUAUUGUUUGCUGCUGUGACAAUUUUAUGUGCUGUGUGCUGUGACAAGGAAAGCACCAUGGGCCACAGACUUGACACGGUUGUUAGGAUAAUUACCUCAUGAAAAUGUCAUUCUUGUGAAGUCAGCACUGGGCUGGAGUGAUAAAUUGCUGAAGAGAAUGGGAGACAUGGAUGAUGUCAAGAGUAGACAGGACAAGCUUGGCGAUGAAGAAAGAGGUGGGAUCGUUAAAGGUCAUGUGGCGUCGGAGCGACCAGGACCGGAAGGGGAGGAUGCCGUUGAGAUUGAUCGCGCUGAUCCACUCGGGGGAAAUUGCACCCCUAGAACUUCAUCCGUUGGACCUGAGAGUGAGGAACACACGUUGGCCAAGAGGGACAAGGCGGUGAGGAAAGGUAGCGCCGGCAGCCACCGGUCGCGACAUGGCAGCGGGGGCAGCAGGGGCAGCAGGAAUCGAAGCCGUAGUCGCAGCCGCCACAAAUCACACCGUAAUGACAGCGCGAACAGUCGCCAUUCACCCGCCAAUUACCGCGGGCACAAGAUGGCAGUGAACGGUGAUGGGGAGAACGGAACCACGACGGAUGAAGAUGAUCAAGCCUGCUCGGUGGUACACGUCCACAGCUUCACUCUGGAGGACGACGGUGAGUCGCCAAGAGCAGGGAUCCACCAAGAGGAUGCAGGGAGGAACAGUAAGAGAACAGCAAAGAUGGGGAAGAAGUUGAUGAUGGAGAAACAGAAGUACGUGACGGAGAAACACUUACUGAAGGCCAAAAUGGACAAAGCCAGAAAACAGUUCGAAGAAGAGGUUGCCAAGUACGAGAGGGAACUUGAUGGCAAACGUCAAGAGAUGCAGACCAAGUUGAGUGACCUGCAUGUGGAUGAGCAGUACGCUGCCCUCAGCCAACGCAUGGAGGAGCUGGCUGGGUUUAGGGAUGAGUUGGACUCACGCUUCCAGCAGUGUGUGGAGUAUGAGCAAGAGAUUGAGGAAAUAGAACGAUACCUUGACAGGAGACAGGAGCUGUGUAACAGCAAGGAAGAGGAUCUUAGACUACUAGACGAUCAACUUGAUACACUUCAUCAGGAACUGGAGUGGGACAAAGAGCGGCUAGAGAGGGCAGGCUUUGACGUGAACAAUUUGGGACCAAGGAACCGAGCGUCUGGCUUCAGGAGUCAGGCGAAGGGCACAGACAGCGACGCCGACGACUACAUCCUGAAGGCCAACCUACGCAAAUGCCAGAGUGACCUCAAGACAGCUGAGCAGACCUUGCAGGAACGUGACCUGCAGCUAGCCCGGGCCAAGGAAGAGAUUUUGUCACUGCAGACAGACAAGAAGAAAGACAAGGAGAAGAUCAAACAGUUGGAGACGCAGCUGUCUGUGGCACUCAGCCAACUAAAGAACCAAUCCAAUUUGGGACAGGCAUCGUUGGCAUCUAGCGCGACGCUCAACCGACAGUCGUCCAUACGCUCCCACGUAUCCCUGGACCGCUUCAAAUCACCGACGGACCUAAGCAUCAACCAGCAGGCCCAGCUCAAUCGGUCGAUGUCGGGGAAAGAGAAAAGUGGCGGCGGCGGCAAGUCCCCGGCUGGCAAGAAGUAUCCGAGCUCCACUGCAGACACAUCUCCGGCCAAUACCGCAUCCAGUGGCGGCGGCAGCAGGAGGCGUAGGCAUUCGUCCGUUGAUGGGGCUGCCAGGGAGGGCGAUGCCACACUUGACCUCCUGGGAAGGCCCAGAAGUUGGACUGCAGACUCGGCCAAGUCUCAGCCUCGGACAAUCAGUUCAGCAUGCGCCAUCAUGUGAAUUGCCGUUAGUCGGUGGGAAGCAUCCUGAAGCGUUGGACCAUGCACAUCGGGAAUGCAAGUGCAAAUUUCUGAUGUCAUUUUAGUCAUUAAGACAUCAAUAUGUUGUACUUACGAGUACAUGUAUUUCUGAACCCAAAGUCUGGAGCCCUUCAUCGACUAUUCAAAGGAAAAGUCGUCUUGUUUCUACUACAUGUUUUACUGGGCCGUAACUUUACAAACACGCAUAGUAAAGACAAGGUACACUACACAAUGUAAAGAGUUCUAUGCAUGGUUUAACUACAGUUAAAGAGAUCUCUCUCCAAGCAUGGUUCACUGCAUUUACACCAAUGUAAAUAUCAAAUAUUUAUUAGUGCCAUGCAGUAUCAUUUUCUGAGUAAAACAAAUCAUACCUUGUAAAUGAUGAAUGGAGGUGCCUCUAAAAUGCCAAAGCACAAGCCAGUUUCUUGGGGAGCCAAACGCAGCUUGCAUGAUGCAUUCUCAAGGAAGGGAGGUCUUUGUUGUCCCUCUGGGGCUUACAAAAUAAGACCCAUUGCAUCUCCAUUGUUGCCGAGUUCAAGCAAGAAUAGUGUGCCUCUAAUGAGGAUGUGCCUAGCAAACCUCUCUUCUGUCAAAUUCUGCUGUCCAUUCCUUGAGCAAUACGGGUGUUUCACAAUAGUUCACCUCCAAGAGUUUGCGACGCGUUGACCAAUCACAGAGCCCGUCGAUCCAA